Messenger RNA from Benincasa hispida (wax gourd), 482 nucleotides. The record is from RefSeq and is a predicted model, not a curated record. NCBI's taxonomy places the organism in Eukaryota, Viridiplantae, Streptophyta, Magnoliopsida, Cucurbitales, Cucurbitaceae.
CACUGUAUCCUCGACUCCCAAGCUUUCAAUGGAAGGAAGAUCUGACCGUCUUAGCGCGUCUCAUUUCGCAAAUUUCCCGCCAAUUCUUCUUCCAGUUGAGAGAAGAAUCGAUCCCAAUCCUUCGUCCUCUUCUUCUAUUUCCACCUUCUUCUUCGAGCUUAGUGUGCCUUUCAAUGGCUUCUCCGUUACAGCUCAGGAUUGAAAUGUUUGAUCCGUCAUUUGAAUCGAUUAUUCCAGAGAAGUUACUCAUUUCCGUUAUCAGAAUUUACAUGCGAAUUUUGAAGUGGUUUGACGGUCAUCUUCUUGCAUCGAUUUUACUGAAGAAGUCACUCAUUCGGUCUCAAUUUUACAUUAACAAUUAUCAAGAAGUUACGUUUAUUCCGUUCCGACAAGAAGGACCAAGCAAUAGAGGGCAAUAUUCAGUUCACAACAUGUUGUCAGCAUCAGCUUCUUUCAUUUCCUCUACUGAAGGUAAGUUCUAA